AUGGUUGAAAUUCAAAAUACAGGUUCAGAUCCAUUAACUGUCUACGAUGUAUGGUCUGCAUCACGAGAUUUCUUGGUUCCAAAGAUGGAAGGAAUAACAGUGGCCCCUUCUUCCCAUAAAAAUGCCACAAUUUAUUUUACUCCUUCAGAAGAAGGUUGUUUUUCAACUCCGAUCUUCUUUUCGACCAAUAAAGGAGAGAUACCAUACACUGUUACACAUUGUUCUCACUACGCAACAAAGGAUUUCCACAUAAAUACUUUAAGAUAUAUGACUAACACUAACUGUUCAUUUUCCGUGAAGAUACCACCACAACUUAAAAUGUCAUUACAAAAGAAACUAUCGAUAGGCGUCAAUUUCGAUGGAAAUCUCUUUUCAUUAGAUCAAAUUGAUUAUGACAUAAACAGAGUCUUCCUAGACAUCAAAUAUAAUAUCAAACCAGGGUAUUAUUUAACUUUCGUUCACAUGGAAACCCAGUUUUCCAUGGCAACAGUUCCAUUAUUCAUUUCAUUGUCACAAAGGUUCCUCCAGCCACUCCAACCAGUCAUAACCGUACCUCUCUUGACAAAACCAAACGAAACAAUGUACGUAGACGUGGUUUUGGUCAAUCCUACCGCAGGAAAUUUCGCAUUAAUCUCAAGUUCACUUUACAAAGAGUCCUCGACCAUAAAAUUUGAGAGUCUGCCUCCCCCUCUCGUAUUUCCGAGGCAUUGUAAGACAGUUAUCGGAAGAUUGAAAAUAACUGGGGAUACGGAAGGCCAAUUCGACACGAGCUUAGUUGUAACAUACGAAGGAAUAAAUCCUCCUGUAUCCCAGACCAUAGAUAUCCCUAUAAAAGCGAGUGUUUUGUAUGGAUAUCUAAAACCAAGCGAAGAAGAGAUUUUCAUAUCAAAGGCAUCACAAGAAACACAUACUUUUAGGUUUAUUAAUAUGUUUAAGCAGCCAGUUUUCAUUCUGGAAGCUUAUGUAAACUCAACUUUGUUUUCUGUGAAGCCUUUGCUAGUAAACCUUGUAGAUCCUGACGACGAAUCGCCAAAUGUUGUAAUAAACCUGCCGAAAAUUACAACUGAUAAGAAGAUUCACGCGAAAUUGAUUGUUCAGACGAAUGCAACGACAUUGACGGUUCCUAUCAUAGUUUUUCCUGGUAAUGUUUAUAUAUUUGAGUCACACCACCUAGGUCCGACCCGUACAAAUACGAUGAAUUUCUAUUCAGGAAAUGUUUUGUGCGGAACAUCGACGAACUACUCACUUUUCGUGUUCAAUGACAAUCCAGAUAAUUUCAAGAUCCGAAAAGUCGAAUGUACACCAGGAAUUUCGUUGAACAAAAACGUAAUGAGCUUGAAUAAGAUCAAAUGGCAAGAUUUCGUAUGCAAAAAAUUUUCAGUAGCAAAAUUUAACUUCUUUGUAACAUUUAACCAAGUAUCGUCUUCAAAACCAAGACAGGAUACGAUAACUUUUAUCGGCGAAUCCUCUCAAUUUAGUGUCACUUUUUUGUGGAAUCCUGUUUCGGGAAAUUUUGAGUUAGAAUGUCAAUUUGACAAGAACGUCAUAGUUGGUAGGCAUUAUGAAGGUACUAUGUAUGUCUCUAUAUCAUAUCCGAAGUACGUAAAGAUCUUUGGAGUUGAUUCUUUCCAUCCAUGUGUAAAUGUUUCCUCUGCGAACCCAUUUAUCAAACCAGAGGUGAUGAUGGGCAAUAUGCAGUUCCUUGCCAACUUUUCUUUCGAUGCAGAUUCGAAUUUUGUCAAAAAUUAUAAUAAUUUUAUUCAUUUAUUAGACCAAGACAGUCCAUUCUACGAAGAUUUAUCCAAGUUUGACUUCGAUAUGAUGAACUUCUCCUUCUGCAAGCUCUAUAUGUUCAUUUAUUUGAAGAAUAACUUUUUCAUUUCGAUUCCUACUUGUUUUAGCAUGCAAAAGAUGCGAAUGCAUGAUAGAGACUACAAUUUUGGCAUCAUCCCCGCUAAUGUUGUCUCAAAUUACUCAAGAACUAUCAAUAAUAUUCUUGAUCUUCCAAUUGAGUUCACUUUUAAUGAGAUUCCAGACCUUCCUGAUGAUGUUUCUAUUACAACAGAUGGUACAGUUGUUGUUCCAAGCAUGGGAAGUGCUCAAUUUAACUUUCAUUUGAUGAAAAAGACGAAAGGAUUCAUAGAUAUCUAUCUUCCUGUUUCUUCCAAUGCUACUGAGUCCUUAUCCUUGCAUUUCAUCGCUGAAGUCGUUGAGCCAAAGUUUGAUUUAGUUAAUGAAAAAGGAAAUGUCAUUUCUACGCUUGAAUUCAACAGAUCAGAUGAUAGAAGAUACAUAGGAAGGAUGUGGUUCCAAUAUUACUAUGUAAGAAACUUCGGAAAAACAGAAAUUUCUUUGAAAUUAAACAAAAUUUCGAAUCCGAACUUAAAAAAUCAUCCUUACAUAGUUUCUGACCUCAAUUGUGAACUGCUAAGACCAGGAAUGCAAUAUCCGUUCAUUGUUGGAGUGAAUUUGAUGAGAAUUCCGAAAAGAAAAUUAGAUUUGAACGUAAAUAUAUCAGUGAACAACAUUGAUUACACAAUACCCAUGAAAGUUGUUGUUUCUGAGUCUUCUGCUGCUUUGUUAAGCUUUUUGAGGAAGAUUUUAAUUAUAAUUUUCGCAACUCUCGGAUUGUACUCUCCAUUCAUGUCUUUUGUUGAGUUCUUCAAGGUCAGAAGGAGAUUCUUGAAGAUUGUCAACUCAAAGAAGAAAUCAAAAGAUCAAGAAGUUUAUUCUCUUUCUCUGUCAGUCAAAAUAAACGUGGAAACACAGUUUGAGUUCAUUAAAGAAGAAGUCGACGUCGGAGGUCGAUUUGUUAUUGUAGAUCCUCCUGUUCCUGAGUCUUUGAUCGAUAAAAGGUCAAUUGCAACACUCGAGAAACUUCUAACAUCAUAA
Molecule: messenger RNA, 2892 nt
Organism: Trichomonas vaginalis G3
Lineage: Eukaryota; Parabasalia; Trichomonadida; Trichomonadidae
Product: RW1 protein-like protein family
Exons: 1
Coding region: 1-2892 (963 amino acids)
Cellular component (GO): membrane
Source: RefSeq, a predicted model, not a curated record